AUGAAAGAGGCGCCUUUUUCUUGAUCCCGCUCUCAAACGGCAACCAUGUUUCUUUAAAUUAUAAAUAAAAUUGAUGGCGGCGCUAGCCCAACAAACCAAACCCAAUUUCUUGCUGUCGCGCUUUAAAGCCUUUCUUGUCUUUCAGAAAUUUAAUCACAACACGUAUUCUAAAGACAAACUUCGGGAACAGCACUCUGCUAAUAUGGGUUCUGGGUCUGUGGUUGAUGCUGGUGAAAUUGACUUCUCAAAGUGGAGGAAGCUUUACUCAAGGGACUUUGGGAUAAGUAACUCCUUGAUACCAGCAUAUGCAUGGACGGUUCUGAAGAGUCUCCAAAGUGGAGGGUUUGAAGCUUACUUGGUUGGUGGAUGUGUCAGAGAUCUAAUUCUCAAUAAAAUACCAAAAGAUUUUGAUGUAAUCACAACUGCAAGGCUUCCGCAGAUAAAAAGGCGUUUUCAUCGUGCAAUAAUUGUUGGACGACGGUUUCCAAUAUGUAGAGUACAUGUCAAUGGUUCUAUUGUGGAGGUAUCAAGUUUUGAUACUGGGGCAAAACCAACCGGAGCAAGUGAGAAACUUUCUGUUCCUAAAAUGCCAAAGAAAUUUCAUCAGAAGGAUUUCAUUCUCUGGAAGGAUUCCAUGCACCGAGACUUCACUGUUAACAGUUUGUUUUUUGAUCCGUCCGUGAAUACAAUCUAUGAUUAUGCCGAUGCAAUAGUGGACUUAAAAUCUUUACAGUUAAGGACUUUGGUACCAGCACACUUGUCAUUUGAAGAGGAUUGUGCAAGGAUCUUGCGUGGCUUGAGACUGGCUGCUCGCCUCAAGUUGUCCUUUUCAAAGGAGAUUGAAAUUGCUAUGCACAAACUCUCACCGUCCAUAAUGAUAUUGAACAAGUCUAGAUUAAUGAUGGAAGUCAACUAUAUGCUGUCUUAUGGAGCUGCAGAGCCUUCUCUUUCUUUACUUCAGAGAUACAGCAUCCUUGAAAUGCUGCUACCAUUUCAUGCAGCACACCUUGCUCAACAGUCUAACAAACAGUUGAGUGAAAGUUCUGUUAUGUUGAUGAACCUAUUUUCCAGUUUGGAUCAACUAGUUACCUGUGAUCGACCUUCUCAUGAUAGUUUGUGGGUUGCACUCUUGGCAUUUCAUCUAGCACUAAUCACUGAUCCUCAAGGGGCAUUUGUCGUCCUGACUUUUGCUUCUGUGUUGUACCAUGGAAAUUGGAAGGAAGGUGUUAACUUUGCUAGAAGACAUUCUGAUGCUGCAUCUAUUUAUGCACCUGAAAUUUCAGAUUCCCAAGGCUCCAUAUCAGAUGAUGAGCUUGUGGAAAGAGUUACAGAGCUGGCAGUGCUAGUGCAAAAUUCUUUAGACAUUUUGACUGAUAAGGACAGCCUCCAGGAAGCAAUGUCCAAGUUCCCAGGUUCCCCAUGCUCUGGUUUGGUGUUUGUAUCUAAGAACAUGAGGAAGGUCGUUGAAGUAAUUUUUGACGUUCUGAUAGGAGAUGUGAGAUCUCUCAAAACCAGGAGGAAUAGUUUUGAGAUAGAUUAUACUCUGCUUGGGAAAGGACAAACGCGUGAGACAAGGUUUGUUCUCGGUAAAGUCAUCCUUGAUACGAUAGCUCCUGGGGUCAUUCCAGGCAGUGAAGUGAUCAAACAUACCCUGGUUAAAAUUGAUGCUCAAUUGAGUAAAAAUGCUCCGAAGGAAAAUAUGGGUGGAAAUGUGAAGUUCAAGAAAAGGAAGUUCGUGUGUGAAGAUGAUAAUCAGCCCAAUGCAAGUUCUGAAAUUAAACAUAAUAGAGAUGAGAAGCUGAACACGGUUAUUGCCAAGCAAUCAAAGGAGAAGGCUGUUGAGAAGCAUGAUAAUGAAUCUCUUAGUCAGAAACUGGAUAACGGGGAUGCAGUAACUAAGAAAAAAAGUAAGGUUGAGCAGAGUGAAUUGCUGCAGAAUGGAACAAGAACUGAAAUUAAACAUAAUAGAGAUGAGAAGCGGAACACGGUUAUUGCCAAGCAAUCCAAGGAGAAGGCUGUCGAGAAGCAUGAUAAUGAAUCUCUUAGUCAGAAACUGGAUAACGGGGAUGCAUUAACUAAGAAAAAAAAUAAGGGUGAGCAGAGUGAAUUGCCACAGAAUGGAACAAGAAUGGUGCUUGAAGCAGUGAAGCAUCCAAUGCCGUCUCACAAAAAAGAGCAAAAGGGAGGCAAUAAAUAUCAGCAGACUUCGGCAAACCAUUUGAAACUUAUACACAAUGUUGACAAUGGUGCGACUACCAAGCAGCACAAGCUGAAAGAGAAGCGUGAUUCCUCACAAGAACAGAAGGAGGAAAAGAGUGAGUCGUUACAUAGCAGAAAACAUUAUUUGAAGGGAGGUAAGUUGGCUUCGGAUGAGAAGAGUAAACCAAAAGCUGGAAACCAAACACUUUCAGAUCUUUUCAGGAGGUGAGUUUAACUGUAUCUUGUAAAAUCAUAUCCUCUUCAAAAAAGGAGCAAGAGCUGUGUCUUACCAUGUUUAAC
Molecule: messenger RNA, 2499 nt
Organism: Solanum verrucosum
Lineage: Eukaryota; Viridiplantae; Streptophyta; Magnoliopsida; Solanales; Solanaceae
Exons: 14
Coding region: 74-2428 (784 amino acids)
Biological process (GO): RNA processing
Molecular function (GO): RNA binding; nucleotidyltransferase activity
Source: RefSeq, a predicted model, not a curated record